Molecule: messenger RNA, 4220 nt
Organism: Nannospalax galili (Upper Galilee mountains blind mole rat)
Lineage: Eukaryota; Metazoa; Chordata; Mammalia; Rodentia; Spalacidae
Gene: Ints6
Product: integrator complex subunit 6
Exons: 19
Coding region: 507-3161 (884 amino acids)
Biological process (GO): snRNA 3'-end processing
Cellular component (GO): integrator complex
Source: RefSeq, a predicted model, not a curated record
GCUUCAGUAGCGAGAGGGGCUGAGAAAGUGGUGACACCGCCGGGGUGCGGAGGGAGUCCCUGAAACUUCUCCCAACAGCCCCAGGGCCAAUCUCCCCUCAGCCCACUGCCCUCUUCGCAGCUCCCUGGUCCCCACUCCCUGCAGCGGGGGUGGGGUGGGGAGCCGGGCCCGUCUCCCGCGGGGACACACACAGGGGCCGGGAGCGGGGACGGGACCCCCAGGCGGGGGGGGACGGACCGACUGACGGCUGGGCGCCCGCCCCAGCGGGCAGGCAGGCAGGAGGCGGCGGAGGCGGGGGUACGGCGGGGCGGACUGGGGCUGGGGAGUUUCCUCUCAACUAUCGGGGGAGAAACUCCCCGCAGCCGGAGGAAAGACCCGGACGGUGUUUUCCUCCCGGGGGCCGCGCUCCUCCGCCGCGCAUUAGCGGCGGUAGCCGCCGCCACCGGUGCCUCCACCUCUACCAUCUUUCUCCACCACCUCGGGCCCCGGUGUCCCCGGCCAGCACUAUGCCCAUCUUACUGUUCCUGAUAGACACGUCUGCCUCUAUGAACCAGCGCAGCCAUCUGGGCACCACCUACCUGGACACGGCCAAAGGCGCGGUAGAGACCUUCAUGAAGCUCCGUGCCCGGGACCCUGCCAGCAGAGGAGACAGGUAUAUGCUGGUCACUUUCGAAGAGCCGCCCUAUGCUAUCAAGGCCGGAUGGAAAGAAAAUCAUGCAACAUUUAUGAAUGAACUGAAAAACCUUCAGGCUGAAGGACUUACGACUCUUGGCCAAUCCCUAAGGACAGCUUUUGAUUUAUUAAAUUUAAAUAGAUUAGUAACUGGCAUAGACAACUAUGGGCAGGGAAGAAAUCCUUUUUUCUUGGAACCAGCAAUAAUUAUUACAAUUACUGAUGGGAGCAAGUUGACGACUACCAGUGGAGUCCAGGAUGAGCUCCAUUUACCUCUUAAUUCUCCUUUGCCUGGAAGUGAAUUGACCAAGGAACCUUUUCGUUGGGACCAGAGACUGUUUGCAUUAGUGUUGCGGUUGCCUGGUACCAUGUCAGUAGAAUCAGAACAGUUGACAGGCGUGCCUUUAGAUGACUCUGCUAUCACACCAAUGUGUGAAGUGACAGGAGGCCGCUCAUACUCUGUAUGUUCUCCAAGAAUGCUUAACCAGUGUCUGGAGUCCUUGGUGCAGAAAGUGCAAAGUGGGGUGGUAAUAAAUUUUGAAAAGGCAGGACCAGAUCCUUCCCCUGUAGAAGAUGGCCAGCCAGAUAUAUCAAGGCCUUUUGGAUCUCAGCCUUGGCAUAGUUGUCACAAACUCAUAUAUGUCAGGCCAAAUCCUAAAACUGGGGUUCCUAUAGGCCAUUGGCCUGUUCCAGAAUCUUUUUGGCCAGAUCAGAAUUCUCCAACACUACCACCUCGUACAUCUCAUCCUGUAGUGAAGUUUUCGUGUACAGACUGUGAACCAAUGGUUAUUGACAAACUGCCUUUUGACAAAUAUGAAUUGGAACCUUCCCCACUGACUCAGUUUAUCUUGGAAAGGAAAUCUCCUCAAACGUGUUGGCAGGUGUAUGUGAGCAAUAGUGCAAAGUAUAAUGAACUUGGUCAUCCCUUUGGUUACUUGAAAGCUAGUACAGCACUGAACUGUGUCAACCUAUUUGUGAUGCCUUACAAUUACCCAGUCCUCCUUCCUCUCUUAGAUGACUUGUUCAAAGUGCAUAAAGCAAAACCAACAUUGAAAUGGAGACAGUCGUUUGAAAGUUAUUUGAAGACAAUGCCUCCCUACUAUCUUGGGCCCUUGAAGAAAGCUGUUAGAAUGAUGGGUGCGCCUAACUUGAUAGCAGACAGUAUGGAGUAUGGACUCAGUUACAGUGUCAUUUCAUACCUCAAAAAAUUGAGUCAGCAGGCCAAAAUUGAAUCUGAUAGAGUCAUCGGAUCGGUAGGCAAAAAAGUAGCACAGGAGACUGGAAUUAAAGUCCGAAGCCGAUCACAUGGUUUAUCAAUGGCAUAUAGGAAAGAUUUUCAACAGUUGCUCCAGGGAAUUUCAGAUGAUAUCCCUCACAGACUGCUAGACCUUAAUAUGAAGGAAUAUACUGGGUUCCAAGUUGCUUUGCUAAAUAAGGAUUUGAAGCCUCAGACAUUUAGAAAUGCUUAUGACAUACCAAGACGGAAUCUUUUGGAUCAUUUAACAAGAAUGAGAUCUAAUCUUUUAAAGAGCACCCGAAAAUUUCUUAAAGGACAGGAUGAAGAUCAAGUGCACAGUGUUCCUAUAGCACAAAUGGGGAAUUAUCAGGAAUACCUCAAGCAAGUACCUUCUCCACUGAGAGAACUUGAUCCUGAUCAGCCUCGAAGGUUGCAUACUUUUGGCAAUCCUUUUAAGCUUGAUAAAAAGGGUAUGAUGAUAGAUGAAGCAGAUGAAUUUGUGGCUGGACCUCAAAAUAAGCAUAAACGACCUGGAGAACCAAAUAUGCAAGGAAUCCCAAAAAGACGCCGGUGUAUGUCUCCAUUGCUAAGAAGCAGACAGCAGAACCCUGUUGUGAACAAUCACAUUGGAGGAAAAGGACCACCUGCACCUGUGACUCAAGCACAGCCAGAUCUUGUUAAACCCCUUCCUCUUCAUAAAGAAACCACUAAUGAUUCAACAGCUGAUGAUGUAGUUGAAAAUCAUGUUGCAGACCAACUUACAUCAGACAUGACACCACAUGCUAUGGAUACAGAAUUUUCGGCAUCUCCAGCUAAUCUUCUGGAACGACCAACCAAUCACACGGAGGCUCUUGGUCAUGACCAUUUAGGAAGCAAUGACCUCAAUGUUGGUGGGUUUUUAGAAAAUCAUGAUGAGCCAAGGAAUAAAGAACAGUGUGCUGAAGAGAAUAUACCAGCAUCUUCACUUAACAAAGGAAAGAAAUUGAUGCAUUGCAGAAGCCAUGAAGAGGUCAACACUGAACUAAAAGCACAAAUAAUGAAAGAGAUCCGGAAGCCAGGAAGAAAAUAUGAAAGAAUCUUCACUCUACUGAAGCAUGUGCAAGGCAGUUUACAAACAAGGCUAAUAUUUUUACAGAAUGUUAUUAAGGAAGCAUCCAGGUUUAAAAAACGAAUGCUAAUAGAACAACUGGAGAACUUUUUGGAUGAAAUUCAUCGAAGAGCCAAUCAGAUCAACCAUAUUAAUAGCAAUUAAAAGAAAACAGAAUGUGGCCACUUAUUUCAUUAUCUUCUCCAAAUACAAAGGUAUAACAGAGAAAACUGCAGAUAUUUAUAAAGGAAGGCCUAUGUGAAAAUGAAGAACUUUCUUGAGAUCUGCUAUUUUAGUCAAGGGGAUUUGAAACUCUCCCAAUACUGAAGACAACCCCUGUCAAGAAAAAGAAGCAUUUAGUGUAAUAUCAUGUAGUAUUUUCAUAUGCAAUUCUUAAACCUUUCUUACCUCUUCAGAAUACCUUGAAGUAAAGGACUAUCUAAUUUAGAGAUGGGAUUAUUAAAGUAAUCUCUUCAGUCACAUUGGUAAAUUCAACAAAAGUACUAAAAUUCAGAUUUACUAUCAGGUUAGAAAUUAUAUGUAUAUUCUGAGAUCAAUUGAAAACAGAAGUCAUUCAGAUAGAACUUUAUACUUAAAUAAUAUCUAGGGCAAAGAUUCAGUCUUUUCCAAUAAUUGGCAGCUUUCCUUAUCUGAAAGUUAUGUUUCCCUGGCUGCCAAUGAAUUACUUAGUUACUUAGACCUUGGCCUUUGCAUCAUUUUUUCCAGAAUGAAUCCUCAAGGGACCUGGAAAGUAGCAUUUUCUUUUGUCUCCUUUUGUCCUUUCUCAGGCACAAAACUCUUUAUAUCCUCAUACUAAAAUAUUGUCGCAAAGUUUGAAACCCACCAAAACCAAAACGUUUGUGUUUUAAAAAAUGAUGAGCAGGUUAGUUAAACUAGUGAAAUUUCCAGAAUUCUUGACCAAAGGUAAGGAAGCCUAUCUCGGGGGUGGGGGUGGGGUUGUCUUGUAUUCUAAGCCAUUUACAUCACUGAAUGAUACUAUGCUGAACCAAUGACACUCUUGGAAAGGUUGAGGUUUUCAGAGAAUUUUUCUCAAUGUUCCCCACAAGUCCCAUCUGUUGAUUGAUUCAUUAAUUGAUACUAUCAGUAAGAUUUAUCAACUUGGCAGGAUGAAGGCUGAGAUUUCUAAAGAUUUGUUUUUAUUUUAUGUUUAUUAAUGUUUUGCCUGCACAUAGGUAUGUGUACAUGCAUGCCUGGUGCCCUCAG